Nicotiana tabacum (common tobacco) is the source of this 1611-nucleotide messenger RNA. RefSeq lists its product as uncharacterized. The record is from RefSeq and is a predicted model, not a curated record. NCBI's taxonomy places the organism in Eukaryota, Viridiplantae, Streptophyta, Magnoliopsida, Solanales, Solanaceae. Gene Ontology annotation, molecular function: nucleic acid binding; RNA-DNA hybrid ribonuclease activity. Gene Ontology annotation, biological process: DNA integration.
AUGAAACCUCCAGUUCUGGUAGCCCCUAUACCAGGAAAGCCAUUGAUUCUAUAUAUUGCAGCCCAAGAAAGGUCAGUGGGAGCCCUUUUGGCCCAGGAAAAUGGUGAAAAUAAAGAAAAUUCCCUCUACUACUUGAGUAGGAUGAUGACCCCAAAUGAGCUAAAGUAUUCUCCGAUCGAAAAGUUGUGUUUAGCGUUGGGUUUCGCAAUUCAAAAGCUGAAGCACUACUUUCAAGCUCAUGUCAUCCGUCUCGUCUCAAGGGCGAACCCGAUCAAGUUUGUUAUGUCAAAACUCGUCCUGAAUGAUCGAUUAGCAAGGUGGUAUCUCCAAUUUCAACAAUUCGAGAUUGUGUAUAUCCCACAAAAAGCCGUGAAAGGACAAGCUUUGGCAGAUUUCUUGGCAUAUCAUCCAAUUCCUGAUGAUUGGAAGUUGACUGAUGAACUACCUGAUGAGGAUGUGAUGGUCAUCGAAGUGCAACCACCGUGGAAAAUGUAUUUUGAUGGUGCCGCACAUCGUGAGGGAGCUGGUGCAGGUGUUGUGUUUGUCACUUCUCAAGGGGAAGUCUUGCCAUAUUCCUUCACCUUAACACAACAUUGCACCAACAACGUUGCGGAAUAUCAAGCACUUAUACUUGGGCUUGAGAUGGCCGUUGAAAUGAGACAACUCCAAUUACAUAUUUUUGGAGACUCUGAGUUAGUGAUCAAUCAAUUGCUAGGUAGCUACAAGGUCAAAAAGCCAGAGUUGCGUCGUUAUUAUGAUUAUGCACAAAAAUUGAUUGGAUGGCUUGGCAAUACACAAAUCACUAUCUGCCAAAAAUGGAUAGUGCCGCCAGAUGAGAACGAGGAUGAAGAAAGCAAGCUCGAGCGUUUGGUAGCCGUCGCUGAAGCUGUGAAGGUUGAUUGGCGACAAACCAUGAUCGACUACUUAUGUUAUGGGAUACUUCCAGAAGAUCCAAGAAGAAAGACCGAAAUUCGUCGGCGUGCCCUUUGCUUCCUUUACUACAAAGACACUUUGUAUCGAAGAUCAUUUGAGGGAGUUCUCUUGCGUUGUUUAGGGGAAGAUGAAGCAACUCAAGCUAUGCGAGAGGCACACUCUGGAGUUUGUGGAUCACAUCAAUCCAGGCCAAAGCUCCACUUCCACAUUAAGAGGAUGGGUUACUACUGGCCGACAAUGGUGAAAGAUUGCUUAGAUUAUGCUCGGAGAUGCAAGGCUUGCCAGUUUCACGCAAAUUUUAUACACCAACCUCCUGAAAUGUUACACCCUACUGUUGCAUCUUGGCCAUUUGAUGCUUGGGGAUUAGAUAUUGUUGGACCACUUCCAAAAUCUUCUGGAGGACAUCUAUACAUCUUGGCCGCAACUGAUUAUUUCUCAAAAUGGGCAGAGGCCGUCGUUCUCAAGGAAGUGAAGAAAGAGAAUGAUGCAAACUUCAUUCGAGUGAACAUCAUAUAUAGUUUCGGCAUUCCUAGUUAUAUAAUAACAAAUAACGGCAAACCAUUCGAUAACAAAUUGAUGACCAAGAUCUGUGAACUUUUUGGCUUCAAGCAACAUAAUUCGUCAAUGUAUUAUGCUGCUGCAAAUGGACUAGCCAAAGCAUUUAACAAGAUGCUUUGA